This is a messenger RNA of Vicia faba (fava bean), 2994 nucleotides long. Lineage: Eukaryota; Viridiplantae; Streptophyta; Magnoliopsida; Fabales; Fabaceae. The record is from the annotation of a GenBank genome assembly.
AUGUCGAUAUUUCCUUCCCAACAACAACGACAACUCUUGACCGACCUCAUCAACUGUACUCACAACAAAAACAUCCUCAAAGGUCGUACACUCCACGCACGCAUCCUCAAAAACGGUUCCCUCUCUUCCAUUUACAUAGCCAACACUCUCCUCAUUCUCUACGCCAAAUCCAAUCACUUAUCAAAGGCUUCCACUCUCUUCAAUUCCAUCGACGACAAUCACAAAGACGCCGGUUCAUGGAACUCCCUCAUCAACGCUUUCUCCCAAGACCAUUCCCCUUCAUCUUACUCCUUCGCUAUAAACCUCUUUCGUCGUAUGAUGCGAACCAACAACAACGUCACCCCUAAUGCACACACUCUCGCCGGAGUUUUCUCCGCUGCUUCUAAUCUAUAUGAUGUAGCUGCUGGCAGACAAGCUCAUUCUGUUGCUGUGAAAACAGCUUGCUUGGACGAUGUUUAUGUUGGGAGUUCUUUGCUUAAUAUGUAUUGUAAGACGGGUUUUGUUUUUGAUGCUCGGAAACUGUUUGAUAGAAUGCCUGAAAGAAAUACUGUUUCUUUGGCUACUAUGAUAUCUGGGUAUGCUUCUGUUGGUCUUGCUGAUAAGGCGGUUGAGGUGUUUGAACUUAUGAGACGUGAGGAAGAGGUUGAGAAUGAGUUUGCUGUUACUAGUGUUCUUAGGGCGUUGACGAGUUGUGGGUUUGUGGGGACUGGUAGGCAGGUUCAUUCGCUUGCGGUUAAAACCGGGUUGAUUGUCUCGGUUGCAAAUACUCUUGUGACGAUGUAUGCUAAGUGUGGUAGGCUUGAUGAUGCGGUUAGGACUUUUGAAUUUUCGGGGGAUAAGAAUUCUAUUACCUGGUCGGCUAUGGUUACUGGUUAUGUGCGUAGUGGGGAUUGUGAUAAAGCUUUGAUACUUUUUAAUAGAAUGCAUUCUUCGGGAGUGUCGCCUUCUGAGUUUACUUUAGUUGGGGUGGUUAAUGCUUGUAGUGACCUUUGUGCUGUUGUGGAAGGGAAACAGAUGCAUGGUUUUGCCUUCAAGCUGGGAUUUGGAUUGCAGUUGUAUGUUUUGUCUGCUUUGGUGGAUAUGUAUGCAAAAUGUGGUAACUUAACGGAUGCUUGUAAGGGUUUUGAGUGUAUACAGCAACCUGAUGUUGUUCUUUGGACUUCUAUCAUAACGGGGUAUGUGCAAAAUGGGGAUUACGAAGGGGGUCUCAAUCUGUAUGGGAAAAUGCAGAUGGAGAGAGUUAUCCCUAAUGAAGUAACGAUGGCAUGUGUCCUAAGAGCUUGUUCCAGCCUAGCUGCUUUAGACCAGGGAAAGCAAAUGCAUGCCCGGAUUAUUAAAUAUGGUCUCACGUUGGAAGUUCCGAUUGGGAGUUCUUUGCUUAAUAUGUAUUGUAAAACGGGUUUUGUUUUUGAUGCUCGGAAACUGUUUGAUAGAAUGCCUGAAAGAAAUACUGUUUCUUGGGCUACUAUCAUAUCUGGGUAUGCUUCUGUUGGUCUUGCUGAUAAGGCGGUUGAGGUGUUUGAACUUAUGAGACGUGAGGAAGAGGUUGAGAAUGAGUUUGCUGUUACUAGUGUUCUUAGCGCGAUGACGAGUUGUGAGUUUGUGGGGACUGGUAGGCAGGUUCAUUCGCUUGCGGUUAAAAACGGGUUGAUUUGUAUUGUCUCGGUUGCGAAUGCUCUUGUGACGAUGUAUGCUAAGUGUGAUAGGCUUGAUGAUGCAGUUAGGACUUUUGAAUUUUCGGGGGAUAAGAAUUCUAUUACCUGGUCGGCUAUGGUUACUGGUUAUGUGCAUAGUGGGGAUUGUGAUAAAGCUUUGAUACUUUUUAAUAGAAUGCAUUCUUCGGGAGUGUUGCCUUCUGAGUUUACUUUAGUUGGGGUGGUUAAUGCUUGUAGUGACCUUUGUGCUGUUGUGGAAGGGAAACAGAUGCAUGGUUUUGCCUUCAAGCUGGGAUUUGGAUUGCAGUUGUAUGUUUUGUCUGCUUUGGUGGAUAUGUAUGCAAAAUGUGGUAACUUAACGGAUGCUUGUAAGGGUUUUGAGUGUAUACAGCAACCUGAUGUUGUUCUUUGGACUUCUAUCAUAACGGGGUAUGUGCAAAAUGGGGAUUAUGAAGGGGGUCUCAAUCUGUAUGGGAAAAUGCAGAUGGAGAGAGUUAUCCCUAAUGAAGUAACGAUGGCAUGUGUCCUAAGAGCUUGUUCCAGCCUAGCUGCUUUAGACCAGGGAAAGCAAAUGCAUGCCCGGAUUAUUAAAUAUGGUUUCACGUUGGAAGUUCCGAUUGGAAGUGCUCUUUCUGCUAUGUAUUCAAAGUGUGGAAGCCUAGAUGAUGGGUACCUUAUUUUUUGGAGGAUGCCUGCCAGAGAUGUAACUUCGUGGAAUGCAAUGAUAUCUGGACUUUCUCAAAACGGUCAUGGUAACAAAGCCUUGGAGCUGUUUCAGAAGAUGUUGUUGGAGGGAAUAGAGCCUGAUACAGUCACGUUUGUAAAUCUUCUAUCUGCUUGUAGUCAUAUGGGACUGGUGGACAAAGGCUGGUAUUAUUUCAUGCUGAUGUUUGAUGAGUUUAACAUUGCUCCAACGGUAGAGCAUUACGCUUGCAUGGUUGACAUCUUGAGCCGUGCUGGUAUGCUCAAUGAAGCUAAAGAGUUCAUUGAAUCUGCAACGGUUGAUCACGGUUUGUGUUUGUGGCGCAUAUUAUUAGGAGCUUGUAAGAACCAUCGUAACUACGAAAUUGGUACUUAUGCUGGAGAGAAACUAAUGGAGCUAGGGUCACCGGAGUCAUCUGCUUAUGUAUUGUUAUCAAGUAUAUAUACAGCCUUAGGAGAGUGGGAAAAUGUGGAACGUGUCCGGAGAAUGAUGAAAGCCAGAGGGGUGAAUAAAGAGCUUGGUUGUAGCUGGAUUGAGUUAAAGAGUUUGGUUCAUGUGUUUGUUGUUGGAGACAAUAUGCACCCGCAUAUUGAUGAAAUACGGUCAGAAUUAAGGUUGUUAACCAAAUUGAUGUAA